CGCCUGGGGCCGUAUCUCCCCCAAAACGGGGCGGGCGAGGCGGCACCGGGGAUGGCGGUGAGGGAGGAGGAGCAGGAGGAAGCCCGGCCCUGCAUGGCGGACGGCCGUUACCAUGGCGACCAGGUUCCGCCACGGAGUCCUUGCUGCAGCGCUGCGCAUGCGCGGGGUGCCGAGUGCGCAUGCGCGGGGAGCAAUGCGCGCAUGUAUAUCUCCCCGUCUCGUCACCUGCGCGUGCGCAGAUCCGCACCUCGCACUUAGCACAUGCGCACUCCCUCUCGCCACCACCCCCGAGCAUCAUGGCCGCCGCCGGCCGUUGCUGAGGCGUCUCCGUCACUUCUUCCUCCCCACAUGGAGGGCGGCGAUGGGCUCUCUGAGCAGCCGGCUGCUGAGGCGGCGGGGCGGCCUCUCGCUCGCAGACGGGGCGGCGGGGGAGGGAGGCCGAGGCGGCGGGGGGCAUCGGGGAGGAAAGAGAAAGCGGGGAGGGGGCGAAGGGCCCGGUGACAGCGAGAGCGAGAGCGACAGCGAGCGGGACGAGCGGCUCCACAGCGCCCCCCGCAGGAAAAAGCUGAAAAGCACCUCCAUGUAUAUUUACCAGACUCUGUUUCUGAACGGAGAAAACAGCGACAUCAAAAUCUGUGCACUGGGAGAGGAGUGGAACUUACACAAAGUGUACCUGCGACAGUCAGGAUACUUCUCCAGCAUGUUCAGCGGUUCCUGGAAGGAAUCCUGCAUGGACACCAUCGAGCUGGAGAUCCCCGACCAGAACAUUGACAUAGAGGCCCUGCAGGUGGCAUUCGGCUCGCUGUACCGAGAUGAUGUGCUGAUAAAACCCGGCCGAGUUGUUGCCCUCCUGGCGGCCGCCUGCAUGCUGCAGCUGGAUGGCCUAAUCCUGCAGUGCGGGGAAACGAUGAAGGAAACCAUCAAUGCCAAAACUGUGUGCAGUUAUUACAACUCGGCGGGGACGUACGGGUUGGACUCGGUGAAGAAAAGGUGCCUCGAGUGGCUGCUGAACAACCUGAUGACUCACCAGAGCGUUGAGCUCUUCAAAGAACUCGGCAUAAAUCUCAUGAAGCAGCUGGUCAGCUCUUCUAACCUCUUUGUGAUGCAAGUGGAGAUGGAUCUGUACACUGCCCUCAAGAAGUGGAUGUUCCUGCAGCUGGUGCCUUCCUGGAACGGGCCUCUGAAACAGCUCUUAGCACAGGCUGAUGCCUGGUUUGCUGAGCGAAGGAGAGAGCUGGAGGACGACGCUGCUUUCCUGGACCUGGAGCAGGGCGCUGCCUUCCGGCCCGUGUUCGCACACCUGCGCCUGCAGUACAUCAUCAGCGACCUGGCAUCCGCACGGAUUGUGGAGAGGGAUGCUCUCAUCCCCCCAGAAUGGCUGUCCUCCGUGUACAAACAGCAGUGGUUUGCCAUGCUCCGAGUGGAACAGGACAACGACACCGGGCCCCAAGAAAUCAACAAGGAGGAGCUGGAGGGAAGCAGCAUGAGGUGCGGGCGGAAGCUCGCGCAGGACGGCGAUUACUGCUGGCGUUGGACCGGAUUCAACUUCGGCUUCGACCUCCUCAUCACUUACACCAAUCGUUACAUCAUCUUCAAGCGGAACACGCUCAACCAGCCCUGCAGCGGCUCUGUCAGCCUGCAGCCCCGGCGCAGCAUCGCCUUCAGGUUACGCCUCGCCUCCUUUGACAGCAGCGGGAAAAUAAUCUGCAGCAGAACCACGGGGUAUCAGAUCCUGAGCCUGGAGAAGGACCAGGAGCAGGUGGUGAUGAACCUGGACAGCCGCCUGCUUGUCUUCCCCCUCUACAUCUGCUGCAAUUUCCUCUACACGUCGCUGGAGAAGAGGACGGGUGGCACAGCGGCAUCGGAGGGCGCAGAUCAGCACUGAGUGCAUUGCUGCAAGCCGGAGCCCAUCCUGCAUUGCUCCACCACUGCAGGUGCUCGGAGCCACCCCCACCGCCCCCCCAGCAGCCCAACAGCUGUGCUGGGAGCAGCUCACACGUCCACCAUGGGGGGGGAACCCACCCUGCUUUCGCUCAGGAACACUGUGACCAUGGAGUGCCUUUGGGCCGUCCCGUUGGGGUGGUGAGGGCUCAGCGCCUUCGUUCCUUUGUGCUGGUUUUUGUUUUGUUUUUUUUUUUUUAUGUUGGACUGUUGUUGUUGUUGUUGGGA
This is a messenger RNA of Meleagris gallopavo (turkey), 2169 nucleotides long. It is a transcript of the gene GMCL1, whose product is annotated as germ cell-less 1, spermatogenesis associated. Lineage: Eukaryota; Metazoa; Chordata; Aves; Galliformes; Phasianidae. Gene Ontology annotation, biological process: germ cell development. The record is from RefSeq and is a predicted model, not a curated record. Gene Ontology annotation, molecular function: protein binding.